Molecule: messenger RNA, 306 nt
Organism: Diabrotica virgifera virgifera (western corn rootworm)
Lineage: Eukaryota; Metazoa; Arthropoda; Insecta; Coleoptera; Chrysomelidae
Exons: 1
Source: RefSeq, a predicted model, not a curated record
GCUGGAUGGAUGAAGUGGAAAGAAGCGAGUGGUGUGUUGUGUGACAGAAAAAUUCCAAUGAAGCUGAAGGGAAAAUUCUAUAAAACAGCCAUAAGACCAGCUAUGAUGUACGGAACUGAAUGUUGGGCAGUGAGAAAGAAAGAGGAACAGCGAAUGCACGUGGCGGAAAUGAGAAUGCUUAGAUGGAUGAGUGGAGUGACAAAGAAGGAUAAAAUUAGAAAUGAGUAUAUUAGGGAAAGUCUAGGUGUGGCACCAAUUGAUGCCAAAAUGAGAGAGCAUAGGUUAAAAUGGUUUGGUCAUGUUCAA